CAUUCUCGCAUUCUUGGAGGCUGUGUGAAACGGGAAGGGGGUGGAGAGUCAUGUGCUUUUGCCCUCUUCUUGCACUGGUAUACGCUGUCGGACGCUCGCCAGCAAAGGUAUAUAAGCCCCCUAAUCUCCCUUCCGUCUCCCCGUCUCUUCAUCACUCACUACACACCACCACCACCAAGCCAGCCAACCCAAACAACAAUGCUCUUUUCCACCUUCUUUACUGUCCCCCUCCUCGCCCUCUCCUUCCUCACCCCCGCCUCCGCCUCCCCCCUCGCCAAGCGCUACAAUGGCGUCAAGAUCCAGUCCUACAAGGACGGCAAAUGUCUCUCCCCCAACAGCGCCACUAACUCCAACGGUGUCUGGGUCGUCUCUGUCGCUUGUGACAAGGCCAAGACUUGGGACAUCAACCCCGGGUCCGGGAGCGUCAAGCUGUCUGGCACCAACUUUGUUCUCGACGCUGGUACUGGCAAGGACAACAAUGAGGGUGUCAAGAUCUGGCAAUCCUACCCCGGUGUCUUCCAGCAGACAUGGUUCCUCACUGAUGACAAGCGUAUUGCGAUCACUGGCGGUAACCAGUGUCUCGACGAAGGCGACAAUGGACCUCAGACCUACGCUUGCACUCCUUACAACACCAACCAAGUCUGGAACAUCAUCGAAAGUGGUGGUAGUACCCCCUCCUCCUCUUCCUCGAGCGCUACUCCUUCCAGGACUUGCGUCGCUUGGAGCUCCUAAUCUCCUCGCCUUCUCGAGCUGAGUUGGUCAUCUUCAAGGACAUUUCCAGUGCAUGCCUCGUUCGUUUCGUGCCCUAUAAUCUCAAUCGAAAGUAAGCAAGGUAGUAUGAGGUGGAGAACGUGAGGCGGUCAUAGUCUUAGGGAAAAGGAAAGUACGUUUGCAAUCAAGUCACCAAGUCUGGAAAGUUUAUAUGAGAGGCAUGCACACAUAACUUCAAACUCUACUUCUGCGCUGUGCUAGUUGCAUCUAUUAUUAUGCAG
Cryptococcus amylolentus CBS 6039 is the source of this 992-nucleotide messenger RNA. RefSeq lists its product as hypothetical. NCBI's taxonomy places the organism in Eukaryota, Fungi, Basidiomycota, Tremellomycetes, Tremellales, Cryptococcaceae. The transcript is spliced from 4 exons. The coding region runs from base 199 to 732 and encodes 177 amino acids. The record is from RefSeq and is a predicted model, not a curated record.